CGUUAUUUGCCGGAUCAAAACUCACUCGUUGUCAAGUUAACUCUUUUUUUUCACAUUAGAGUGACAACUUCGGGUCGAAAAAUAUCAUCCCAGUGACAUGUUUGUAUCGGAAACACACAAGAAUACAGGUGGUAUCUCUUCAGCUGUGGACAAAUUGCAGCUCUGAUUCUGUCCAUAUUGCGCUUCUUGAUGAGGUACAGACUUCAUGGCUCGGGUUGUUGGUCCCGCCUCUUCCUGCUUGGGCCCCUGCCGGUCCGGGUAUGUGUGGUCCGGACCUACUGUACCCAUCGACAACCCAGCGGCCCCCGCUUGGCCGCUCCCAAUGGCCUGAAGGAGCGAGCACUCUCUGCCAUACAGCAUGCCGGUCGCUUAGGUCAGCAGUGGGGCCGGCAGUCUGCCCUGAUGGCCGCUGCCACCAUGAACAGCUGGUGGGGGAAGUAUGAGGAGUUUGUCGGCAUCAACGAGGUCCGCCAAGCGCAGACCAAAGUCACAGAGGCAGAGGCGGCGUUCAUGGCGUCGAGGGGGCUGGUGCGCGAGGCCCACGCCAGCCUUGAGGCGGUGCAGGUUCGGCUGAAGGAGGCGCGGGCCCGCUUGGAGCGCGUGUCCCGGGAGGAGGCCGCCUACCUGGAGCUGGCCACCUUGGAGCACCAACUGCUGCGGGACGAGCGGCGGCUGCGCGCGGCGCACGGGCACGCUGAGGCGGCCGAGCGAGAGACCUUCGCCUCCUUCUCGGCCGCCGUGCGCGAGAGUCACGAGAAGGAGCGGACGCGGGCUGAGCGCACCAAGAACUGGUCGCUCAUUGGGUCGGUGCUGGGUGCCCUUAUCGGCGUCAUGGGCUCCACAUACGUAAAUCGCGUGCGCCUACAGGAGCUCAAGAGUCUGUUGCUGGAGGCCCAGAAGGGUCCGGAAAGCCUGCAGGAAGCCCUCAAAGUCCAAGCCGGCAACCAUCGCUUGCAGCAGGACGAGCUGGGGGCCCUCAUCGACAGCCUGAGGGUCUCCCUGCGGGGGGCCGCCGUCACCGAGGGGAGCAGUCCUCCCCCCGCUGACCGCUCCCCACUCCUGGACUCCCUUUUACCCCAAGUGUCAGAGCUACGGCAAAGCCUGGGCGGCGUCCGCGGCGAACUGUCCCACGUCAGGAAGCUCCUGGAAAGCGGGCACCGGCGGGGUUCCGAUUGGACGGCUGGGUCUGCGGAAGACACCCAGAGGACGCUGGGGGAGCGGAUUGGUCGCAGCACGCUGUACAAUGCUGCCUUUGCCUACACGGCCGCCGCCCUCACCGUCACCGCCGUGUACACGCUGCUGAGAGGAGGAGGAGCUUAGACCGAGAAACUUGAUGUGAGAGGGCAGCGUUAAGAAAAUGAGCCAAUUUUCCACUCUUGGAGUAUAUAAUGUAACUGAUUAUCAUAUUUCACUUGCAGACUUUUUUUUUUUUUUUUUUAAAUAAACAGAUUUAGUUGAUUAAUUUCACAACGAAUGGCUGAGAAGGCAAUGGCGACAAUGACUAUAUGCAUAUAGCAUAUUAAAAAGUCCAAUUUAUCCAA
Messenger RNA from Hippocampus comes (tiger tail seahorse), 1541 nucleotides. It is a transcript of the gene ccdc51, whose product is annotated as coiled-coil domain containing 51. NCBI's taxonomy places the organism in Eukaryota, Metazoa, Chordata, Actinopteri, Syngnathiformes, Syngnathidae. The transcript is spliced from 6 exons. The record is from RefSeq and is a predicted model, not a curated record. The coding region runs from base 190 to 1320 and encodes 376 amino acids.